GGUGUGACGUGUUAAACUCGGUUAUUAAAUCGUUUUCAUUGAUAGUUCAGUCAGAGUGAGAGCGAACAGCGACAGGACGAGUAUAUGACGCGCGCGUCAGGAACAGUACGCGACAAACAAGUGUAACGUUUCUUGUGCUGUUAAAGUAUUUAUGGAGAGUGUCGCCUUUACCACCAACAGGCAUAGGCUACUUCACGAAGGACUGGAAUUUCAUGCUGCCUCCCAAUUUUCUCGACUGGCCAAACCGUGGACAUAAAUGCCUAGAACAGAGAAGACCAAUGUGAUGCAUCUGCACGAGCGGAAAAUCACUCGACUAAGAUGGGUAAUAAGCAAACGAUAUUUACUGAUGAACAGCUAGACGCCUAUCAGGACUGCACCUUCUUUACACGCAAGGAAAUUCUCCGCUUGCAUGGAAGAUACCACGAGCUGGCUCCACAUUUGGUUCCAAUGGACUACACCAAUGACCCUGAUGUUAAAGUCCCUUUAGCCCUCAUAGUCAACAUGCCGGAACUGAAGGAGAAUCCAUUCAGGAAUCGUAUUGUGGAAUCGUUUUCUGAAGACGGCCAGGGAAACCUCAGCUUCAACGACUUUGUGGACAUGUUUUCGGUUCUCAGCGAAAUGGCUCCCAGAGAACUGAAAGCCAUUUAUGCGUUUAAAAUAUAUGACUUUAAUGUGGAUAAUUACAUCUGCAAGGAGGACUUAGAAAAGACUCUGAACAGGUUAACGAAGGAAGAGCUAACACCAGAGGAGGUUGUUCUGGUGUGUGAGAAGGCCAUCGAGGAGGCCGACCUGGAUGGAGACAACAAACUCUCUUUUGCCGACUUUGAGAACAUGAUCUCAAGGGCUCCUGACUUUUUAAGCACCUUCCAUAUACGAAUCUAGAAUGGCUUCAGUGGAAGACACCAAUGCUGAUGUUCCUUGAACAGACAUAUGAACAGAGGAUAAAUGUCUGCUGUUGGUUUCCUCCAUUUUUGGAUGCACACUUGACAGGAUUACAGACUAAUGCAUAGCUGUUUCUUCACCAAUGAAAAGUUAGGUUCAGAAAUCCCUUGUGUUUUCAGAGAGAGGAAAUGGAAGCUUGUGGCCUUUUGUGGGUUUGACCCAUGCACCUCGUCCUGGAGUAAAACUAAUACGGAUGUAAACCACUUUCAUGGGCUUCUAUCAAUGUCCGUGGCACAUUGGACACAAAUUUAACUUACUCUUCCACUUCUAAAACUCUUAUUUGGGAAUCAUGGGACGGUUUUUAUUCAGGAAGCGGCAAACAAACUGGACAAGAUAGUGAGAGAGAGGGCCACAAGCACAUUAUUGGUAUUAGCGCCACUGAGACAGUUUUUUUUCUACAGCUAUGCAAUCUUUGUGUAUAAAAUUUAAAAUGCAUGAAUUAGAUUACGCAACACACUUUUUCCUGUUCCCUAAUGUCCCUACAGCCUCACCAUUUCACAGACUAAAUGCUUAUAGAACUGGAGCAUGACGACAAUCAUAUCUAAAUGUUCUCCAGUUGAAUGAAGGGCUCUUCCAUCAUAUGUUCUCUAAUUUUCUCUGUCAUUUACUCUCCAUGUAUUUGUUCCGCCCGCUGAUCCCUCUGUCCCUUCUGUCCUAACUUGAGGUGUUAGCGUCAAACUGUCUCUUACCCUUUUUCGGUAUUUGAUGUGAUAGAGGGCAUUUGACUUUUAAUAAAGAUUUUCUUUCAAUUGUUAACUGAGUCCAUCUAUUGAUAUUUUGAGGUCAAUGCUUGAAUUUUGGAACAACAUAUAUUAUUUAAAG
Molecule: messenger RNA, 1764 nt
Organism: Carassius auratus (goldfish)
Lineage: Eukaryota; Metazoa; Chordata; Actinopteri; Cypriniformes; Cyprinidae
Product: calcium and integrin-binding family member 2-like
Exons: 6
Coding region: 319-882 (187 amino acids)
Biological process (GO): calcium ion homeostasis
Cellular component (GO): cytoplasm; stereocilium; cell periphery
Molecular function (GO): magnesium ion binding; calcium ion binding
Source: RefSeq, a predicted model, not a curated record